This is a messenger RNA of Pseudo-nitzschia multistriata, 1363 nucleotides long. Lineage: Eukaryota; Bacillariophyta; Bacillariophyceae; Bacillariales; Bacillariaceae. The record is from the annotation of a GenBank genome assembly.
GGCAAUUUACUUGGUGGAUAGUAAAUGUUCUACGAAAGAAACCAAACGCAAUAGAUGGUUUGAAGCAGUGCAAGAAAAAAUGGAUGUCGAUGCGUACGGCCAAUGYGGUCAUAACAUUGAAGUUCCAGAAGGAAUGACAACAGCCACACCUGAGGGCCGCAUUGCUCUGAUGGCGCAGUACCGAGUUGUGCUAGCCUUCGAUGAAGUGAAAGCGAAGGACCAUAUWAGCAGUAUGGUGUGGGAAGCCUUAGCUUCGGGAGCCGUUCCGGUGAUAAUAGGUGCAGAAAAUAUUGCGGAACGACUCCCACCAAAUUCUUUCCUCAAUGGAAACAAUUUCAAUGCAUUCUCCGAUCUUGCCGAGAUGGUAAAAACRAUUUCCUCGGACAAGGCAAAGUGGCAGUCCUACCAAAAAUGGAGGGAUGAUAAAGAUGCAAUUGCAGAAUUCGAAAAGCAAUAUGGGUUUACAACCAUAGRUCCAACGUGCAGAAUGUGUCGAUGGGCCUAUGCCAAAAAGUAUGGUCUUGGAUGGGACCACACCAACCAGAAGGUCCGAUCAAUACCAAAACUUCCAAAAGAUCAGCUCUGUUUGACAGCUGAUCAUGCAUUGGUAUCAAAACCCUUUUCGGAGGAAUACGUUUCCAAAAACCCUAGCUCAGAUGAAGCCGAAGCGAUACUCACAGAGGAUUCAGAAGGUGAAUCGUGUUCUUCUCUUGAUACAGGUGGAGACAUCGUCUCUGGUGCCUUCAGGGGACACCGAAAGGUUUAUCAACACGACGGGGUAACUGAUCUCGUCKUAACUGAAUGGAGCACAGACGCCGAAAAUGUUGAGACAGCAUUGCGUCUCAAAUUUCCUGGCGUGAGAAAUCCAGACGGUAGCUGUUUUUACAACACCCACACGUUGGUAUCGACUGAAAAGGGACCUAACAUCAGUUCUGCUAGCAUUCAAGAUGAUACUGUCAAGGUGACGAUUCUUGCWAAUUGGGAUACAACAAUUAAAAGUACCGAAGAGGGAAUUAUGGAAGUUUCCAUUAUUCAAGAUACCAACUCGGGCUCCAAGGAUGGGUCGGCACCGAGACGAGUCAGAGUAAUUAUUGAAGAAGUGAACGUAGUGCACGACAAAAUGACAGAAUUCUAUCCAUCAACCUACUGCCAACAAAUGACAAAAGACUUCAUUAAUCCCAUUGGUGUUUUCUUUGUGGAUUCGUAAAUGGACAAUAUGGGCAKCAUCUAAUAAAUAMAAUAUCCAAUAAAAGAAAUGUGUUCAAAGCUUAGCAAGCAUCUCCUCCUUGCCUCAGAUGCGAUCAAUGUCUAGAAAAUAGAUAGUAAAUCUUGAACAAGUAUCUCACUACUAUAAUAAAAAAUU